AUGACCAAAGACGACUUUAAUGGCGUAGAGCUGACGCUCUACACGUACUUCCGGUCAUCAUGCUCUGCGCGUGUGCGGACAGCGGCGGCCUUAAAAGGCCUCGCGGUGACGCCGCACUAUGUCGACCUCUUGAAGGGAGAACAAUCGGCACCGACGUACACCAGCGACGUGAACCCCUGUGGCACCGUGCCAUCCUUAGUAGUUGGCUUUCCCGACGGCUCGCAGGCGACCAUACGUCAGUCAGUGACGAUUCUCGAAUUUUUCGAAGAGGCCUUCCCCGACAAGCGGUCCCUACUGCCAGGGGCUGAACGGCCCCUACAGCGUGCCGUUGUACGGGACAUUGUCAACAUUAUUACAGGUGAUGUGCAGCCAAAGACCAACUCAAGUGUGCUACACCGGAUGCGCACCCUCGGUAUCGAAUCGGCCGACUGGUGCAAGGAAAUAAUGGUGCCCGGAAUCAGGGCUGUCGAAGCCAUCCUGCAGAACAGCGCUGGAAAGCACAGUGUUGGCGAUGACAUCACGCUGGCGGACGUCGUCAUUGCUCCAGCGUACGAGGCAGCUCUGCGUUGGGGGGUCGACUUGACGCUGUUCGAAGCUGUGACCCACGCGUAUAAUGCGUGCAAGGACUUGCCAGAGUUUGUCGCAGCGGACUGGAAGCACCAGCCUGACACGCCAGAGCAGUUUAGAGCUGCGUAG
This is a messenger RNA of Sporothrix brasiliensis 5110, 696 nucleotides long. Its product is annotated as maleylacetoacetate isomerase. Gene Ontology annotation, biological process: L-phenylalanine catabolic process; glutathione metabolic process. The transcript has a single exon. The record is from RefSeq and is a predicted model, not a curated record. Gene Ontology annotation, cellular component: mitochondrion; cytoplasm. Gene Ontology annotation, molecular function: maleylacetoacetate isomerase activity; glutathione transferase activity. Lineage: Eukaryota; Fungi; Ascomycota; Sordariomycetes; Ophiostomatales; Ophiostomataceae. The coding region runs from base 1 to 696 and encodes 231 amino acids.